AUGUCUGAAUCUGGUCAAAAUGUUAAGAAAAAGAACACUGAUGAAUGUCUGGUAUGUUCAAAGCCACCGUAUCAAUCUAAGAAAAUAUCUUCCAAAUUAUUAGAUUUUUCGAUAAAGGAUUUGUUGUUAAAAUAUGGAGGGAUUUCAAAGGAUAAAGGGGUGAUUUGUCGGAAUUGCGAACGCAGAUUAGAGACACUUCACAAGAAAACAGUAGAGUUUUAUGACGAGUGUCAAUCGGCCGCCAGAAAAGAUGACUUUACAACACCAGUAGUCUGUAACAAGAGGUUACCAUCUUCACCUCUUGUUGGGUUUCACCCUAAAAGAGCUUCUCUUGAAAUUAAUGAGGAUUUUCAACAACCAAGUCAACAUGCAAGUUCUGAGAAUAUGUUUGUUGAUUUAUCUUCCAAUGCAGAGCCUAGCAAUAAAGUUUUAUGUUACAGUUAUACAGUUAUUUUAUGUUAUGGUAUCCAAUCAACUGAAGACAGAAAAGAUACAGCGCAGCAUACAGAAUGCAAUUCAUCUGACAAACCUUGAAACUUAC
This is a messenger RNA of Mytilus trossulus (common blue mussel), 541 nucleotides long. RefSeq lists its product as uncharacterized. The transcript is spliced from 3 exons. The coding region runs from base 1 to 534 and encodes 177 amino acids. The record is from RefSeq and is a predicted model, not a curated record. Lineage: Eukaryota; Metazoa; Mollusca; Bivalvia; Mytilida; Mytilidae.